Stylophora pistillata is the source of this 2887-nucleotide messenger RNA. RefSeq lists its product as uncharacterized. Gene Ontology annotation, molecular function: calcium ion binding. The record is from RefSeq and is a predicted model, not a curated record. Lineage: Eukaryota; Metazoa; Cnidaria; Anthozoa; Scleractinia; Pocilloporidae.
AUGGAACUUCACGCUCAUCGUCAAAUGCUUCAAACCUUGAAUCAACCGAAAGCAGAAAAGCUCGAGCUGAAAAGUCCAACAUCCGAUGAAAUCAGUGAUUUGAUGCAGAUUCUGCGUCAGAGUAUUUCAGACAAAGAAAUACACUUAAGACCGAGACGCCAUUUAGAAAAUUCAACAGUGAAUCCAAAAUCCAUUCACACCUUCCGUAAUGAAGAUGUUAAGAAACUGGGAAUAGUUCUGAGAAGCUUAGUAUGUACCAUGCAAUGUCCACAAAGUGUCAAAAAGAGACGAGGAAGGCCUGGGGAGAGAGGCCCUCCAGGAAAACGUGGACCACCCGGGCCAAAGGAACUUAACAGCCUCACACCUUUUUCUACCGAAGAAAUCGAUGAAUGUGUCAGUAAUCCCUGUUUGAACGGAGGGAUUUGUGUUGAUCAGGUAAAUGGAUAUGUUUGUCACUGUCGGCUUGGAUACAAAGGAAACAACUGCCGAACUGAUAUCAACGAAUGUUCCAGUAAUCCCUGUUUGAACGGUGGUUCGUGUUUUGAUCUUGUGAAUAGAUAUGUCUGUGCCUGUCACCCUGGAUACGCAGGAGUAAAUUGCCAAAAGAAUAUAAACAGAUGUUCCAGCAAUCCUUGUUUAAACGGAGGGACGUGUGUUAACCAAGUCAAUGGAUACACUUGUAACUGUCAUCCUGGAUACAAAGGAAACAACUGCCAAACUGAUAUAAACAGAUGUUCCAGCAAUCCUUGUUUAAACGGAGGGACGUGUGUUAACCAAGUCAAUGGAUACGCUUGUAACUGUCGUCCGGGAUACAAAGGAAACAACUGCCAAACUGAUAUAAACGAAUGUUCAAGUAAGCCUUGUUUGAACGGAGGGACGUGUUUUGACCGAGUUAAUGGAUAUGUUUGCAACUGUCGGUCUGGAUACAAAGGAAACAACUGCCAAAAUGCAAAGUUUAGUGGAGCUAGACAAAAACAGACAAGACAUGAAGAAGAAAAUCAAAUAUUCUUCGGCAACUUUAUUCUAGAUAAGUUUCAUCGCCUUCAGGUAACGGUUGGUUCAUCAAGUGUCGUGAGCAACUACAGGGAGUGUGCUUUCAGUUGUUUAGAAAAUCCACCAUGUUCCUCGUUAAACGUCGCCUCUUCUCCACAUUCAGACGGAAAAUUUCAAUGUGAGUUGUUAAACGAGGAUAAAUACUCUGCAAGGCCAGGUCAGCUGGUCAGUUCGCAGGAAUAUCAUCAUUACAGCAUCAAGUGGUAUUUCUUCGUUCUGUUUUCUGGUAUCAAAGCAGAUCAAAGCGAUUUUAAACUAGAUGGAAGAGCUGGCCUAAAGCGAGGAGUUGAUUUUCGGGAAAAAAGGGUAUCUUACGGCAAUUUUGCAGUUAAAAGAUUCCAUCGUCUUCAAGUAUCAGUAGGUAUAUCGAGUGUUGUGAGCAAUUACAGAGAGUGUGCUCUGAGCUGUGUUAAUGCUCCACCAUGCUCCUCGUUUGACGUCGCUUCUUCUCCGCGUUCGAACGGAAAAUUUCUAUGUGAGUUGUUAAACGAAGAUAAAUACUCUGCAAGGCCUGGCCAGCUAAUCAGAUCACAGGAAUACCAUCAUUAUAGCAUCAAGACGCCAUGUUCAAGCUUUCCGUGUCAAAACGAAGCUGUUUGUGUUCCAAAAUACGAUGAAAAUCUAUAUCAUUGUGAUUGUAAACCGGGUUAUGAAGGGAAAAGCUGCGAAACAGAAAUCAACGAAUGUUCCAGUAAUCCUUGUUUGAAUGAAGGGACGUGUGUUGAUCAGGUGAAUGGAUAUCUUUGUAACUGUCGGCCUGGAUACGAAGGUGCUAAUUGCCAAACUGACAUCAACGAAUGUUCCAGCAAUCCCUGCUUAAACGGAGGAACGUGUGUUGAUCAGGUGAAUGGUUAUCUUUGCAACUGUCAACCAGGCUAUGGAGGAGUUAAGUGCCAAACGAACAUCAACGAAUGUUCCAGAAAUCCCUGUUUAAAGGGAGGGACGUGUGUUGAUCAGGUGAAUGGAUAUCUUUGCAACUGUCAACCUGGUUAUGGAGGAGCUAAGUGUCAAACGAAUAUCAACGAAUGUUCCAGCAAUCCCUGUUUGAAUGGAGGUACAUGUGUUGAUCAGGUGAAUGGAUAUCUUUGUAACUGUCAGCCUGGCUAUGGAGGAACUAAGUGCCAAACGAACAUCAAUGAAUGCUCCAGCAAUCCCUGUUUAAACGGAGGGACAUGUGUUGAUCAGGUGGAUGGAUAUGUCUGUAGCUGUAGGCCUGGGUAUGCAGGAACGAACUGUCAAACAAGUCAAUCUGGAGGUUCAUGGACUGAGUAUACACCUUACAUUUGUGGCAAUAGCAAUCGGAACAAGAUCACAGAGGGAGUAACAGAACAGGAAUGCAAACAACAAUGUUCUUCUUGUGCUGCCAUUGAAUAUUGGUCUGGAGGAAACUUAGCUUGUUUCGAAUGUUUUGAUAAAACACAGCGGUAUCAUUACACCAACACUCAUGAUGGUUCAUAUCCACCUCAUGUGUUCGUUAAAAAUUGAAUAAUGAUGAACGAAAAAUUGAAUAAUGAUAAAAGGCCUUGCGCAACUACAUUCUAGUAGCAAGACAUUUUUGCGAAAAUAUCAUCACGUUUUGGUAGUACUUGCUCUGGAAAUCGACACUCGAUCAUUGACUCUCGUAACUUCGAUGACCACGGAUCGCGAUCGAGUGCAGUUUUCAGACUUUCCAGUUUCGAUCAGUCGAGCCGAAAUUUAGGUGUCUUUCUAAGCGACUAGACUUUGAUGCAACCAGACACGUAUGUCAACUUUUAGUUGUGUAGUGGGGUAGAUUUGAAGGGGUGUCCUGAAAACACUGACCCCCAGUCCAUGGACCCCUCUACGGACCUGGUCC